GUUGAUUCUAAAUCAUUGAAAUGGUUAUCAUGUACACAGACAAUUUUAAAUUGUCUCGUGUCCCCGCUCACCAAGUCGAGAGAUGGAAUAAAUGUACUCUUUGUAAUCUAUCCGAUAUUUGAGAUGAAUAUCAAUACAGUUUUGUUUGUGUCUAUAUUAUAACUCUGAACGUAAGAUACAUCAUCCUGAAUGUUAUUCAGUUCGACCAAAUCAUGAAAACAACUAUCUAAGCAAAUUCUGUAAUAUUAUCCUGAAACGUGUUAAAUUAAAUGUGUUCAAAGCUAUUGGAAAAGCGACGGUUUGUUCCCGUGAAAUAACAACUAACAAUAACUUCUAUGAAUACAAAAAAACAUUUAUUUAUCACAACAAAGUUAAUAUUUCAUAAAACACAAUAUUUUCUAUUCAGAAGUGCCGAGUACCGCGUCUCCGGUGUAUGAGAUUUUGUUCAAUAUUUGUUUCUACCACAUCCAAUAUUGAUUAUCCUCUUCACUAUUGCACACCUGGCCAGGUAGCAGCAAUCUACCAAUUACAAAUAAUGCCAUACAGGUAAACUAGAAAUCACUCCAUCUCAUUAGUACACUUGAAUAAAUAUUUGAACUUAUUGUGCUAAUACGACUGCUGACAAUAAGCAGAAUUUCAGCCAAUGUCUCGUUAUCUGCCAUUGAUUGAUGGCGAGUGCUACUGAUGCCAUGUCUGUCAUUGGCUUCCAGUACUGAUGUCACCAUAGGAUAUGAACAAUGCUGAAUUAAUAACCCCUUCUUAUCAAUGUGGCUAGGUACGUACCUCUUAUGCAAUGUGCUCAAUGUACUUCAUUUGUGUAUGUUUCGAUGCGGGAUCAACACGUAUAUAUGGCGUAGCUUUCAUGGACAUAGUUUGGUUGUGAUAACGUCGUUCCUGGUGUGUCUCGGCACAAAGCUCAUUGGUAAAUCCUUCAGCUGUUUGAAAACAUAGAAAAGCGUGUUGAACCUACAAGUGUCUGUAAGAGGAAGCUUCAAAGUCGAGUAUAAAGAGGUUGCGUGAAGCUAGGGGCUCGGCGGACAGACGCUGGGGGGUACGACAUCAUCCCCGCGGGGGUAGGGGAUAUCGAGGAUCACACCUACAUACGGUGUUGACUGUUUGCAGACGAUGGAAGAAUCGGCCUUGACGUUGGGGGUGACGUCAAACUACACCAAAUACGACAGCACAGAGACGCUCAUCUCCGAUGAUGCGGGUAAAAACUACGGCGGCAUGACUGCAGACCUUAGCAACAACCUGGGCUACCGGCUGCGCAGGCGGAAGGAAGUCCUCAGCCAGCGGAAGCUCAUCGUUGACAUCAGCUUUGUGCUUGGCGUGAUGGGGAUCGUUUUUGUGAUAAUAGACACAGAACUUAUUUUCAAUCAAGUGACCAGUGUGAACUCGGGUUUAUCAACUGCAUUGCGUGUGUUGACCUCAGCUACCACAGGAGCACUUCUCCUGGCAGUGGUGGCCUAUCAUGUUAUAGGGCUCCGACUGCACAUGGCCCGCGCGGGAUUCUCCGACUGGAGGCUGGCCAUGACGGGUACCAAAUGGAUUAAACUCAUCUUCGAGCUGUUCGUGUGUAUGAUUCACCCACUGCCCUUCUUAGAUAUCCCAAUACAGACUGUAUCAGUCGCCGGGCAAGGGAAUACUCUGAAGACGUCCACGAUCCCAGUCAACGCAAUUCUGACAAUCCUCAUGUUUCUCCGGCUUUACCUGUUCGGGCGUUUCAUUGUUGUACACAGUAAACUCUUCCUGGAUACUUCAGUGCAGAGUCUUGGCGCUCUAAGUCGCGUCAAGAUCAACGCCCAGUUUGUGUUCCGUGCGCUCAUGUCCACCAUGCCGGGUGUCGUGCUGACCACGGUGAUGUUUGGGAUGUUCAUCAUCAAUAGCUGGAACCUCCGUGUGUGUGAGAUGUACACCAACCCCAUGGAGGACGACCUUGCCAGCUUCCCGCAGGCCAUGUGGCUAACAGCUGUCACCUUCCUUACCGUCGGCUAUGGAGAUCUCUUCCCCCACAGCUACUGUGGCCGCCUUAUAGCGGGGUGGACCGGCCUCAUGGGGGUCGGAAUUAUGGCACUCUCUGUUGCUGUCCUUGCCAAAAACUUAGAACAGUCUCGCUCAGAGAAGUAUGUGCAUACAUUUGUACAGCAAAUAGCGUUGGACAAAAAGCGUAAGCACGCGGCAGCGAACAUUAUUAAGCAGAUGAUCAGGAUAUACAAAUUGAGGAAGGCAAAGCUGCCUGAACGGUCCUCGCAGGUGCUGCUCCAUAGGACGAAGCUGUUGAAGGCAAUCAGGGCCAUGCAUGAGGCACAGUUCGUGAAGAUCCACCUGCAGGAGUGUACGGUGGGGCCGGUAGAACUGGCUACGGGGCUCAACGACAUGCAGGCUUGCAUCAAGUGUGUCCAAGAGGAGCAGAGGCAUCUCGGGCAGAGGAUCGCCACCAUUGAAGCACUGUCCCUCAGCAUGAGCGCGCAGGUUCUGGAGAUCAAGGAGAUCAUAGCCAAAAAGAAGAUAUUCUAGGGGACGACGACAACGACUACGAUUAUGCGGGUGAUGAUAAUGAAUAUGUCUAGGUGAAUCAUAAAAUUUCCCUGACGACGGUGGUUUAUGGAAUUUCGAUGAUGGGGAUGAUGAUGGUGUUAAUAUCAACGACGGUUAUAGUGAGAUUUCGAAGAUGGUGAUGACGAUAGCUGUCAUAACACUCCAACGAGGAUGAUGACGAGGACGAAUAUAGUGAUUACUUUUUUUAAGAACGGCGAUAACAGCGAUCAUAACAUUCCAAUGAUGAUGAUGAUGAUGAUGAUGAAGGUGGUGAGAUUCCUGGAAUUCUUUCAGAAAAGACGACAUAACCGGCCGGGUUGCUCUGCAUAGUUAUGAAACAUGGUUGAGCAUGUCAUGGCGGGAGAUUCCAUGUGCCUGUGAUUUAAGACAGAAGACAUCCCAAGACUUAAAAACGAGUCGGACGAGUUAAAAUGUUAUAUCCUUCCGCAUCAGUGUUGUGUAAUGAUGCCAACACAGAGUUAAUAGUCCGUUCGCUAGGAGACAUAAUCUUCUUUAAUGAGUUUCAACAUAAAAUGCACUGGGUGUUUCGAAUCAAGCACCUAUUGGCACAUUAGUUGCUGAAGCUAUAACCAUCGCCAUUCACUUACCAUUCAUCCUCACAAAGGGAGUUUUUUUUAGAAAUAUUGAUUUUUAUAAAUUGCUUCUGAAAAAUAGGAAAUUAUUUUAAACGUGCGAACGCAUUCAUUUUUGUAAUGUUAUCCUUUAAUGGCUUUGCAUAUUAAAUGAAAUAGCUUGGUUUUACAGGGGAGGAGGUGGCUGGAUUAUGGUUUGUCGGCACACACACAGUAUGUACUCCCGAUCAAACAAACUCCCAUGAACCUUUUAGAAAAAAAACCUCGUUAUAGCUGAAAAUCAAGGGAAACCAAAGCAUCAGCUGAGGGGUAAAAAAUGCUUUGCUAUUUUCAACAGUUCGUUAUAUCCAAUGUUUAGCAUUAUAUCGAGGUGGAAUGCUUCAAAGAGAUUCGGUAGGGCCGACAUAGCGAGAUAAAGGAGUGUGAUAUUUGAAAGUCGACUGUUUUUCAAUUGGAAAUAACCAAAGAUGAUAUAGUAUAUCAAACACCUAGCAUUCUCGACAUAAAAGCUGAUUAUAUUGCACUCAAAUUAGUCGUGACGUCAUGGGAUGACGUCACUCAGUAUUACCCUAAUCGCGUGACAAGUAUCCUGCAGCAUUGCUUCAUUACAGUCACAUGACCUAUAUAACGUCAAUCAAUCUCAGGUUCGGACGGGAUAUGUCCACGCGAAGUAAUAUAUCACCGCAUGUAAAUAAUCUUUUGGCACAUUUUUAUUUCUUUGAAUAUGUAUAGAAUUAUCACAAACACUAUUUUGGUUCUUUUCAAUACAAUAAUGCACAAUAAUUUCAAGUUCACCCCUACGGGUAUGCUAUUAUACAGAGUACAGGUCCCAGGGCCCGGUUCCACAAAGCUAUCUUAGCCCCAAGUCUGUUGUAAUUCCCAAGUUCAACAUAGCCUUACGUCACUCUGAGAUCACUUUGUUUGACCAGUUUCACAAAGCGAUCUUAGAAUUACGAUUGCCGUACGUCUCUGUUAACAUGUGGGAGUUGCUGUCGUCAUAGCGCUAAGAUUGCUUUUGAGGAACGGCCCAGGUUUGUGUUGUAUAAUUUCUCCAUUGUUGUGUACAUGUAUAUUGAUGAAUAGACAUUGUGCUUGUUGUCUCCGUGUAAUCAUAUUUUGUACAUUGUCAGAUGUACAAUUUUAAAAUGCCUAGUUGUCUUUUAAUGGAAAAUUCUUUGUUACAUUUAGGAUAUUAUAGCAUGCACUGCACAGUUUUCGAAAUGACUUACACCAAUGAAGCUUUAAAGUAAAUUUGUUUCAUCCAAAUUCGCUUUCACGUGGUGAUAAUUAUUACUAAUACAGCCGUGGGAUAUGACAUGGCCUCCGCAUUACCGAUAGUUCCGCAGUGGUUAUGUAAUUUGUUACUAUUGAAUUUUCAAAAAUGUCUAAACGAAAUGCAUGUUUCAUUAAUUGGGAAUAAUAAAUAGAUCGAAUAUUGUGAAGCUAAACAUGUUGUCGAAUAUAAUAUUCUGCGGUUUCAAAAUUGAUUUUUUUAAAUUGAUUUUUUAUUUUAAGUUAAAGCAGGAUCGUCAGAUGCAAUGUGAAUAAGCCCGCAACGUGCCUCGAUAGCCUCUCAGCUGUUUAGCAGCGUGUCGCCGCCCUAAUCAAUGCAUACACAAUAUAUGGGCCGCACGUCACAUCAGAAUAUCAGCUGCGUCAAUAGGCUAACUGUAUGGAAAACAUCCAAGUAUCCGCUUGGUAAUCAUCUUAGCAUUCCUUAUCCGGAAUCUGUACAUAGAUAGGGAUGUUCGAGUUUUCCAGUGGAACUUCAUUUGUCUCUACCAUGUUGAUGCGGAACUUCCACAUUGAGAACGGCCAUUGUUACAAGUUGUCCAUGCUCCUCGUAAUUAUAGCCACGUAUGUUCAGGAGAAUCUGGACAUGAUAUGAAAGAAGUUUGGCGGUAUAAAUUAUAGUUAUCAGUUGAUAGUAUGAAGUUGUAAGUUGUACGUUUACAUCAACAAAGGAUGCACACUUAGAGGCAGAUAACUCUUGGUGGAAGUUUACCAUAAAUACUCGUUUGGUUGCUUAAGCCAUGUAUGUUCAGAAUAUAUAGUGGAUUGUCGCGUGGUAUAUUCACAUAUACCAGCAAUCAUUAGUUCGCGACUCGAGUGAUUUCUCAAUGCUCAGACAAUUAAUAUUAUAUUUUCAUCAAUUUCCCAUUGGUACGCUCACAGAGGAAAAAUGUCAAAGCAACUUUCAGUAUACAUAUUUAUGGCCUGGGACAGGUACUUAAUGACUGAAGGAAGUCUCUACUACAUGAAUGUACGGUACCUUUGAUAAGCACUUUGAUGUGAAAGCACUUCGGAUCCUUGAAAUGUUUCUUUUUUGUCAUGACACAAACAACGAAUUGAAUUCAGAAUAAUUGUAUUGCAAGUUUCUAAUUUCUUUCUACCCGUACCGUGCUGUAUGUAAGCUAUUUAUUAGAAAAAGAAAAACUUCAUGAGAGGUCUCAGCCAGAAAUUUUGCAUCUCGAGUGCGCAGCUAUUAACUUAGUGUGUUUGAACGGAAACUUUUGAGAGUCCAACAUGUGUAAAUGUCGAUAUUUCCUCAUGACGUCACAGCAGUGUUUGCUUGGUUGUAACAAAGUGUAAUAUAGUUAUAUAUCAACAUUUAUUUUACCAGAGUAUAUAUUUUGACAAAUGUUUUAUUUACGAAUAAUGCAGAAAUGUAAGAGAUGUGUCGCACGAGCGACUACCAUCAGAGUAGCGCGAGGGCUCCUCGUGUUCAACUUUUACUGAGUUUGGUACAUGUCUACCUUAGUGUACUAUGUUACAAAUGUAUAUCUUGACUGUGAAGCUUGAAUUCUGACUUCAACGUUGAGUCGAGAGCGUUAUGACUGGAAUCUGCUGUCGCCAAGCAUGCCAAUGUAUGUUUAGUCCGAUCGUUAUGUCUGUGAUAUAAUGCUUGUUACGUUCAGAGAAACUUGGAAAACAAUCCGUGCGAUGCGGUUCCGAUUGUCUCACCGGACCUACUGACUCUGGACGGAAAAUGUCGAUCCAACGUCGGAGCUGUUCAAGUAGGAACGCUUAGUUCUGUUAAAGGUCGUUAAAAACCGACGAUAUAUGAGACUAGCCGAAUUUACAAAGUAGCUGACACCAGACGAUUGAGUAUCUUUGUUGAGGCAAAUUUUGUUGAAGAAAAUUCCUGGACGGGGUUCAAAAUUGACAUUUGCCUGAUUUUAUACGGUUUGAAACCAUAUGACAUUGAGUGAAUAUUUAUUAACCAAGAUGGGAAGACAAUGAUAGAAGCCAUUUGUUGUCUUCAAAUUAAAAACAUAAAUUCCCUUUUCACAUGAGAUUGGGAAUGUCCGGCAUGAAGCUACGCCACACAGAGCGGAAAUCUCGUGGUAUUCUGGUGAACGGUAAACUUCGGUUGCUCUCGAUAAUCCUCGGCUUGAAAUGGUCUGAUUUUUGUACAUACAAUUUUGAUGUGAUAUGCUUGAGAAAUGGCUCUAAUUCCUCAUAGAGAAAAGUUCCUGCGAUACCUCUAUUAAAUGGCAAAUAGACGGCAGGUGUCACAGUUUGUUUAACUUCCGGUUACACGACCUUCGGCCACAAGGUUGUUAUUGCAUUUUCUUGAGCAGACUAUUUUCCUUUUAGUUAGCAAACAGUUGAAGCGACGGGUGAUAUCUAGGCAGAAUGGAUAGAUACUCUCUAGUCGUGGGCUGUACUUUCUACUUUAAGAUUAAAAACUUUGUCACUGGGUGUUUUUUUUACAGUGAUGUAUUCAUGAACCCGCCCCCCAUUGUCUUUCAAGGUCAUCGGCCUGGGUGUCCCGCUCAUCCUAUAUAUGUUGGGAAAUUAUAGAAUUAUUAUGUAUUGAUUUUGCCAGUGUCAUAUCCUAGUCCAGAUGUGUUUUCACAAAUCUGUUGUAAAAAUCUGCCGGUCUGCUAGUCAGAGUUUAGAACACUUGGGCGCUAACUUUUGAUAUAUUUGACAUUCGUCUCAUCUCAAGCUCACAGUUUAUCACUGCCAACUUUGAGAGGACUCCAUAAUUAUUCUGUCACGUGACUAUCACAUUGCAAAAUAUAACCGUAGAUGUGUUUUAUUAAAUGUUCCUUAGUAUUUGAAAUUGAACUUAAUUCAAUAACUUGCUUUCAAAUUGACAGUCAUGUUGCACGAACUUAGUGCGGAGGCAUUUAGUCGUUCAUUACAUUUACAGAUGAAGUAUCACUACUCAAAGGCACCCGAGGUAUCAUGUUACAAAAACAAAAACAAAAACAAGUUUGACUAAUGACAUAGAACUAGAUGUGGUCGCAAAAACACGAAUGGAAUAAUUUAAUCUCUGAUACCACAACUACUGGUAUUGAUGACAAUGAUGGUGAUAAUCAUUACUAUAAUAAUGAUAAUACUAAUGAUACAAACAAGGAACAUAACACAUGUUUGCCUUUUUUGUGGUAUACACAGUGUAGUAGUAGCAUAAACACUGAUGUUCACAACAUGGCGUUUGUAUUAGAAACCCACCUGCAAUUGACCUAGCUGGGUCGGCGAUCUUCAUUUGGAAAGCACCCACUCUGUAAGCUCUAUAUAUGUGAAUGCAAUGAACGGUAGACGCUAGACGGUGACUAGACGAAGGUUGUGGUAGACCCCGUCUACCCCGACACAGCCCACGACUUGACAGUGCACCAUGAUACACUAUUCUAUAGUUCAUGUUUAUCCCAUAGUUUAUGAAUAAAAGCACAGAAUGAACAAAA
Molecule: messenger RNA, 7825 nt
Organism: Haliotis rufescens (red abalone)
Lineage: Eukaryota; Metazoa; Mollusca; Gastropoda; Lepetellida; Haliotidae
Product: small conductance calcium-activated potassium channel protein-like
Exons: 3
Coding region: 1126-2517 (463 amino acids)
Biological process (GO): potassium ion transmembrane transport
Cellular component (GO): plasma membrane; neuron projection; neuronal cell body
Molecular function (GO): calmodulin binding; small conductance calcium-activated potassium channel activity
Source: RefSeq, a predicted model, not a curated record